CAUUCUAGCGAGUCGCGACGCGCCAAUCCUCGCCUUUUCACUCUGCGACAGAAACGAGGCGUGCUUCUGCAUAGGUACUUUUCAGCCAUGGUACCGGCCAGGGUUUAUCUGCAACUAAUUGACUACUGUUCUGCGCUAGAAUGCUUCCACUCUUUGACUCCAUCGAAUUCAUGCGACAUCGGGUCCUUCGAGCAGAGUUUACUCUACUAGGCAGUGCAGAGCAGAUGGUUGGCCAUUUCCGGAUAGAGGACCUACCGAAUGCGAGUGUAGAUCAUAUCCCGCGAUCAUCGCGGGGAAGAUCUUCCGUCAUUUUGGGGAUGUGCUGGUGCCGGGCGCAACAAAGAUCAUGGGGUCAACGACGCCUGAUCUUUCAUUCUUUUUUUUUUAUUGCUUUUGCUUUUUUCCUCGUUUCCGUUCCCCCCCUUUUUUCUGAAUAAUUAUGUAUAUUUGCUUAGAUUUAGGUGGAGUUAGAGAUCUCUGUGGGGAAAACUAACCGUU
Molecule: messenger RNA, 498 nt
Organism: Aspergillus aculeatinus CBS 121060
Lineage: Eukaryota; Fungi; Ascomycota; Eurotiomycetes; Eurotiales; Aspergillaceae
Exons: 1
Coding region: 141-437 (98 amino acids)
Source: RefSeq, a predicted model, not a curated record